Uranotaenia lowii is the source of this 1737-nucleotide messenger RNA. Its product is annotated as polypeptide N-acetylgalactosaminyltransferase 16-like. The transcript has 4 exons. Gene Ontology annotation, cellular component: Golgi apparatus. The record is from RefSeq and is a predicted model, not a curated record. Lineage: Eukaryota; Metazoa; Arthropoda; Insecta; Diptera; Culicidae.
AUGAAAGUGAUCUUCCGCAAAAAGUAUUGCUUUCUAAUGAUUUUGCUGUUCGGACUGUGGUUCAUCUUCUGAGACAACGUGUUCUUGUUCCACGAGCCGAAAAUAAAACGCAGCCAGGCGGAAGAUUUUAAUCUGACCACCAGUUUGGCGCUAAUUUACAGCCACUGGAACGUGCUGGUGAAUCAGCAAUCAUCAUAUCAUCGUUCUAAUCAUGCGCUGAACGACACCUUCGGCAGCAGCAACAGUUCGAGCUCUUACCAAAAAAAUUACUUUAACGUGGAGCUGAGCGAUCAAAUCGGGGUCAAUCGAACUGUUCCGGAUACGCGGCAUGCCAACUGCAAAACUCGCGAAUACAUGGUUCCAUCCGGCCAUACGACAUCUGUGAUAAUCACCUUCCAUAAUGAGGCAACCUCGACACUGCUAAGAACCGUUGCAAGUAUUCUGGCCCGUACCCCGGCCGAAUUACUAGAGGAAAUUAUCGUCAUAGACGACUGUAGCACCUCCCUGGAGCACCAGCUAGAUUUCCUUGCAAACAUUCCCCUGAUCCGGUACCAUCGGAACUACGUUCGCGAAGGUUUAAUACGUUCCAGGAACAUCGGUGUAGCGUACGCUCGUGGUGAGUACAUCCUGUUCCUGGACAGCCACUGUGAGGUGAACAAAGGCUGGCUGGAACCGCUUCUAGAUCGACUGGUACAGGAUCCGAGCGUUGUGAUCAGUCCAGUGAUCGAUAUCAUCGAUGCGGAUACUUUUGAGUAUCGAGCGAACUCGGCCCGUUUGCGAGGAGGGUUCGAUUGGAGUUUGCGCUUUCAGUGGCUUCCCAUCGGAGAGGAAGAGAUUGAACAUCGAGGGUUUGACGACUCGUUACCCUUCCACAGUCCGGCUAUCAGCGGCGGGGUGUUCAUUGUGUCGAAGGCCCUAUUCCAGCAGCUGGGCGGUUUCGAUGGCGGGCUGGAGAUUUGGGGUGGAGAAUCUCUCGAGUUUUCGCUCAAGUCGUGGCUUUGCGGAGCGCAUGUAGAAGUUAGUCCCUGCUCGCGAAUUGGUCACGUCUUCCGGAUGAAGCAUCCAUAUAGCUUCCCAUUGGGGAGUACCUCGACGUAUCUCAGGAACACCAAGCGUAUCGCAUCCGUGUGGUUGGAUGAGUUCGCGAACUUUUUCUACGAGGCCCGGCCAGAGGCACUGUCGUUGGCCGUCGGUUCCCUGCAGGCGUCCAAAGAUCUGAAGCGGCGGCUCAACUGUCGCAAAUUUAGCUGGUAUCUGCAGAAUGUGUUCCACGAUCUGCGGCUUCCAAACGAGAACAGUGCCGCCUUCGGCCACCUGCGCCAUGGUGAGCGUUGCCUCGAUGUUAAGCCACGGUACAAACGGACGCGCAAACGAAGCCGUGCGUUGGAAGCGGAAGCUACCAGAGAGAGUGAUGUGUGGCUCGUUGAGUGUAGUCGCGAUGAUGUGGAUGGUGCCAGCAAAUGGUCAUUAAAUACCAAAACCGGGCAGCUUAGUUCGGAUUCGGGGGCAUGCUUGGGAGUGCUGCAAGAGCUGGUAGUGUUUGAGAAAUGCGAAGAACACCCUGGAGAGGACCAAAAACAGCAACAGUGGCGAAGAGUGGGAGGAACGCUGGUACAUAGUCAUAGUGGAAAAUGUAUAGAAAAUUUGGUUCGAGCUAAUGUGGGUGCUACUAAUUGUCGCACUGGUGCUCCAAGUCAGUUGUGGAGCUUCUCUGUAGAAAUACAGCAUAUGAAAUGA